AUGGGUAAAGGAAAAGGUAAAAACAAACCAAAUGAUGAUAGACCAUCAAAAAGUAAGCAUAGGGGUGCCAAUGGUCACCAUAUAAGACAAAAUAAUAAACACAUGGAGAUAAAGCAAUACGGACAUUCAAAAUCCAAACAAUUAUUUCCCGUCAAAUUGGCAAUGUGGGAUUUUGACCAUUGUGAUCCAAAGAGGUGCAGUGGUAAGAAAUUGGAAAGAUUGGGUUUGAUCACGUCUUUGAAAGUGGGGCAAAGGUUCCAAGGAAUUGUUAUAUCUCCGAAUGGUAAAAGUGUAGUCUGUCCAAAUGAUAGAUCCAUUGUAGAGAAAUAUGGUGCAUCUGUCGUUGAGUGUUCUUGGGCAAGAUUAGAUGAAAUCCCGUUUAAUAAAAUUGGUGGUAAACACGAAAGAUUAUUACCGUAUCUAGUGGCUGCUAAUCAAGUCAACUAUGGUAGACCGUGGAGACUUAACUGUGUCGAGGCCAUUGCUGCAUGUUUUGCUAUCAUUGGUAGAAUGGAUUGGGCAAGUGACUUAUUGUCGCAUUUCUCUUGGGGUUUAGGCUUCCUUGAAUUGAAUAAUGAGUUAUUACAGAUAUAUCAGAAUUGUACUGAUAGUGAAUCGGUCAAAAAGGCAGAAGAAGAAUGGUUAUUAAAAUUAAAGGAAGAAAACCAGAAAAGAAAACAAGAAGUGCAAAAUACAGACAUCUGGAUGAUGGGCAAUGUUAAUAGGAAGAUGAACAGUCUCAAUAUAAGUGAUGAAGAAGAAGAAGAUGAUGAUAGAUUUGAAUCAAUUUCUAAACCUGUUAAAUACGACAACUUAGGUAAUAUCAUUGAAGAACGUGAAUGUGAAGUCGAGGAGGAGGAAGAAAAAGAGAGGGAGGAGGAAUGGGAAAUAAAAUAUGAUUCUUUAGGUAAUAUUGUCACUUCAUGA
Messenger RNA from Arxiozyma heterogenica, 927 nucleotides. RefSeq names its product ribosome biogenesis protein TSR3 (gene TSR3). The record is from RefSeq and is a predicted model, not a curated record. NCBI's taxonomy places the organism in Eukaryota, Fungi, Ascomycota, Saccharomycetes, Saccharomycetales, Saccharomycetaceae. Gene Ontology annotation, molecular function: rRNA small subunit aminocarboxypropyltransferase activity. Bases 1 to 927 code for a protein of 308 amino acids. The transcript has a single exon. Gene Ontology annotation, biological process: maturation of SSU-rRNA.